Messenger RNA from Entrophospora candida, 1701 nucleotides. The record is from the annotation of a GenBank genome assembly. Lineage: Eukaryota; Fungi; Glomeromycota; Glomeromycetes; Entrophosporales; Entrophosporaceae.
AUGGAAUCCGAAGGCACUAGUCUUUUUGCCAUUUCUCCAAAAGCAAGUUUAUUGACAGCAAAUAGCCUCUUUACCAAGGAUAUUUUUUCAUCGACUUAUAAUAAUAAUGAUUUUAAUAAUCUUAAGCAACCAGGAUUUACUUAUUCUUCGGACCAAAGACAGUUUAAGUCCUCGCUUCAUGCUCCUUCUUCUAUCCUAUCAUCUACCAAUACUAAUAACAACAUUUCAAGCUCUUCAGAUAUGUGGGCUGCGCCUGGCUCUUCAAACAGACCCAGUUCCAAUGUUACACACAGAAAGAUAAUUGACGAUAUCAUAUUUUAUCGUCCUGAUUCUCAUAUAGCUUUGGAUAAUCUUACUUCCACGUUUGAUCCGUUCAAAAGCGAUAAUACUACAAAAAAAAAUAUCGUCUUAGAUCCAUCCAAAAAUGAGGAAGAGACUAAUGAAGAUUUCAGAUCAAACGUUACACAACCGUAUAACAUCAAUAAUAUUGUCACUCCCGAGAUUCUCACUUCUAGAUUUGAACCAUUCAAGUGCAACAAUAUUGCAAACACAAAUGUCACUUUUGAUCCAUUCAGCAAUGAUAUUACUAUACUUGAUCAUCAACUCGGAAAUGGCACAUCAAACAAUUUCAAUCGAUCUGUUUCUGCUAAUGACAAAUAUUUGGGAGCCAAUAUAAACGAUAUAACUUUACCUACUGUUAAUACUGUCAAUCAUAUCAAUUGUAAUAAUAAUAACAAAAUUAUUCCUUAUAUUCAAAAAUAUCCUCAACCCAACACUCGAUUUUCUGGCGUUGAUUUAGAAGAUUUUGCAGGUCAGAUUUAUUCAUUAUGUAAAGAUCAACAUGGUUGUCGUUUUUUGCAAAAAAAACUUGAAGAAAAUAACCAAAGUUAUAUUGAUAUGAUCUUCAAUGAAGUUUAUAAACAUUUUGUUGAACUUAUAACUGUUUCCUCUGACUUAGUCAAUAUUUCGUUAAAUGUGCAUGGUACUCGCGCAGUUCAAAAAAUAAUAGAACUUGUCACAGAAAAUAAACAUGACUAUGCUAAGUAUAUCUACAAGACUCAGCAAAUUUGUACUCUUAUUCAAUCUUUAAAUUCUGAUGUAGUAACUUUAAUUCAAGACUUAAACGGAAACCAUGUUAUUCAAAAAUGCUUAAGACUUUUCACCCCUGAAGAAAAUCAAUUUAUUUAUAAUGCUGUCAGUAGUAAUUGUCUUGAAGUCGCCACACAUAAAAAUGGUUGUUGUGUUUUUCAAAGAUGCAUUGAUAAUGGAACCAAACAACAAAGGAUCUUGCUUUUAAGAACAAUAAUUCAUCAUGCUUUAACCCUAAGCCAGGAUAAGUAUGGAAAUUACGUUGUUCAAUAUGCCAUAAAUUUUAAUAACCAACAAUUCACGAACGCAUUGUCAAGAAAAAUAUUAGGCCAUGUUUACGUGUUAUCAAUUCAGCAAUGCAGCUCAAAUGUUGUUGAAGCGCUUUUGAUUUCAGAAAUAAUUAAUUGUCAUCAUAUUGACAGGUUAUUGCAAGACUCAUUUGGAAACUAUGUGAUUCAAACUGCCUUGUCCCAAGCUGGAUUAGAUCAGAAGGCUGAGUUGAUCAAACAUUUACAACCAUUCUUGACUACAAUUGAUAAUGCCCCAUAUGGGAAAAAAGUACAAGGAAAAAUCAAUUGUGAUAUUAAAUUCCUCAAGUCAUUAUAUUUUUAA